Molecule: messenger RNA, 1140 nt
Organism: Rhea pennata
Lineage: Eukaryota; Metazoa; Chordata; Aves; Rheiformes; Rheidae
Gene: FAM181B
Product: family with sequence similarity 181 member B
Exons: 1
Coding region: 29-1120 (363 amino acids)
Source: RefSeq, a predicted model, not a curated record
CGGCGCGGGCGGCGCCGCGCCGCCGGCCAUGGCCGCGCCAGCCGCGCUGCUGAGCCCCCACCACCUGCUCUCCCUCUGCUUCCCGGCCGGCGGCGGCCUCCUGGGCUACGCCGACCUGGAGAAGGGCUACGAGGGCGGCGGCGACGCGGCGGACUUGAAGGAGGCCGCCCGCGACCUCCUCAGCUUCAUGGACUCGGCCUCCAGCAACAUCAAGCUGGCGCUGGACAAGCCCGGGAAGUCCAAGCGGAAGGUGAACCACAGGAAGUACCUGCAGAAGCAGAUCAAGCGCUGCACCGGCAUCAUCGCCGCGCCGCCCCCCGCCGCCGCCGCCGCCGCCGCCGCCGCCGCGGCGCCCGAGCCCGCCCGCGGCCGCCCGCCGCCCGCCGCGCCCUGCCCCGCCAAGGCGGCGGCGCGCCGGGAGGCCUCGCAGGCGGGCAGCAGCCUGCAGAGCCGCAGCCUCGCCGCGCUCUUCGACUCGCUGCACCAGGCGGGCGGCGGGGCGCGGCGGGGCGCGGCGGGCGGCGGCGCCGAGGGCGGCGGCGGCGGCGGGCGGAAGGUGCCGCUGCGGGACCGCAACCUGCCGCCCUCCUUCUUCACGGAGCCGGCGCUGCCCGCCGCCGCCCGCGCCCCGCCGCUGCCGCCGCCGCCGCCGCCGCCGGGCGCCAGGGAGGCGGAGAAGGGCGGCGGCGCCGAGGCGGCCGAGUUCCUGGAGCUGCUGGGCGCCGAGUACGGCGCGCUGCUGCCCGAGCACGGCGCCGCGCCCGACGCCGCCUUUGCCGGCCGUCUGCCCGCCGAGCUCGGCCUCGAGCCCGGCCUCUACGAGGCGGCGGCGGCGGCGCUGCCCGGCGCCCCGCAGGCGCUGCUCGGCGCGCUGCUCUACCCCGAGCCGCCCUGGAGCCCGCCCAAGAAGGCGCCGCCCGAGGCGCUGCGCCCGCUGCCCGCCGCCGCCGCGCCGCCGCUCUACGCGCCCGCCGAGCCGCCCCCCGCCGCCGCCGCCGCCGCCGAGGAGCCCGGCGGGCACCUGGCCGCCGCCUUCGGCCCCUUCUUCCCCGAGUGCCCGCUGCCGCCGCAGCUGCCCUACGACUACGGCUACCACCGCGCGGCCUACUCGGGCCUGUAGGGCCUGCGCGCGGCGGCGCC